UGCAGAAAAAGCCGCGAUAUAUAAGCAAAUGAAAUUUUACAUGUUUUUUCGAUAAUUACCCACUGAAAUGGCGCCUACGGUGGCGACUUGGCAACGAACUGGAGUUUAUCGAGGAUGAGCUGUAGCUGGACCAAGGUAGCAGGAUACGACAAGUACAGGAUAUGGCAGUGUCUUCACAUAACAAUUCAGUGGAGAGACCCGUUUCCAUUUUAGGCAAAUUCAUUCAAAGCUUCCCAACAUGUUGGUUUACUUCAAGAUGGAAACCUUAAAAUUCGGUGGUACCAACGAAAGCUUGUUCACAGUGUCCGGUUUACGAAGCACAAAAAAGAUCUCCACGGUGCUAGUGAAGUGCUACAUGUUGAGGUGCUAACACGAUUUUCCCAAACGGCAAAAUCAAACGGCGAAGCUGUGUUCAGUAAAUGUUUGAUGUUUCUGCCUGUGGAGACAAAAGCCCUAACGGGACUUCCGAAAUGUGUAGAGCCGUCACCUGGACGUUUGGGUCAGUGAAUCAGACUACUUUGUAACAACUAAACUGGUUUCCAGCUUGAUGAAUACGAAGCUAAAGUUAUAGUACAACAAUGACUUAACGUUCCAUGUUCUCGAUCUUGUGCGUUUACCUAGUGGAAUUAUUCUCGUGUUGUCUACUUCAUCAUACCAUCCAAUCUGGUUGAAUAUGAUAGGUAACGAGCUCUAGGUGGUAAUCCUUUAACCCUUUUUCCGUAGAUUUGCGAUCGAUUUGCUUGUGAUUGGCAGCCGUUUUGAAAGCAACACUAGUCCAAACUAAUCCAUGGAUUCGAAGUCAUUCCAUCAAACCAAUAAAACCAAACCUAACAAUGACCAGAGAAAAAUUCAGAAGGUUGCUCUAAGUUCUUUCUAGUCUACUCUAGCUGGAUCAAUAUGUAGUGAUCGCCAUAGUAGAAGCUAUUCUCAGAAGUGGAUCAGGAUACGCAAAGCUGGAUAUUCGACUCAUGUGAUGAAACGAUAUGUACACGGAUAGUGCAGCAAAUCAUGGCGACUCGAUGAUAACACAAGUUCUAAAUACAUAACGCAACGUCACGACAUGUCAGUCAACCAUCAACAAGCACAGCAAUGAACGAAAUUUCUACGAACGAGAUCGUAAAUGUGUUGAACCAAAACAGCAAAUUCCGUAACAUACUUGCCAGUAAGUUGAACUUGAGUAGCGUUCCUUCCCAUACGGAAUUACUACACAUGGUUCGAAUCCUGUGCGAUCAUUUUUUCGGCAACCGGAUCAGAGAGCAGCAUGAUUACCCAAAAACACAAGAAAAGAAGCUACUUGCAGAGCGUAUUAUUGAAGCGUUCCCGCAAUUAGCUCGGCCUGCUUCGCGCGGAGCGCCAGCUGAAUCGAUGUUUUUUUUUAAGCACAACGGGCAGUCCAAGGGGACUCAUCGUGGAUAUAUUGAGCAGCGUAUCUGCAAUAUACGGAAGGAAGUUCCGAAAGAGAAUCGGAUGUUCAACCGCAAUUCGCAGAACACAACCUCAGACAUUGUGUCUGACGAUAUAGUGGCGGCUGCAGAUCUUUGCUCUGCACUUGAUGCAUCAUUCUUAAACUCGCGACAGAUUUCAAUUCUAAUGAAGACAACUUUUGUGAUUCACAGUAAUUUAUUGAAACAAAAAGCUUCCGUAUCUCAAAUAUUUCUUCAAUUUCCACACUUCAAAUCGUACCAUGGAUUAAUGGUUCAACAAGCAUUCAAUAGAAUAAAUCAGAUUCAAAGCAUGGAUACUAAUAUAAGAAGACUGUUAUCAAAAGGGCUGUUAUUGAAUCGAAACGCAUUCACUGAUGUCGAGGAUGAUUAUAUACGCGGAUCAUUGAUUCUUAUGAAAGAAAUGGUAGUACGAGGCGCUAAACGAGCGAAAGAAGAUGCAAGUUUGUCUACAGAUGAAAUCUUCGCAGCACCGCUUGUUCGCUGGAUUAAUGUAGACAAGCAACACACACACCUCACGGCCGGUAUAUACCCGCCGCAUAUCGCUUGCUUCGGGAAGACAAAAGGAAGAGGAAUAUACUUCGUAGUUCUUGAGAGAGAAGCGAUAGACUGCGGAGAUUGCUCAAUACAAACUUUAGAUGUGUUUUUUAAAUCAUUCGCUGUUUUCGGAGUUAAAGUGCCGGUUUUUGUGUAUCCGCUUUACGAAAUAUUUAAAAUUAAGAUUCAUAAAUUGGCCACACAUAGUGCACGCAACACAGUUAAUAACGUGUUAAAAGCAUUGGACAACGCAGAACGGGCAGAAGAGCUUAACCAAUACACAACAUGAAAUCAGGUGUUUUUUACAACACACAACAUGAAAUCAGGUAUUUUUACACAAAA
Topomyia yanbarensis is the source of this 2321-nucleotide messenger RNA. RefSeq lists its product as uncharacterized. The transcript is spliced from 8 exons. Lineage: Eukaryota; Metazoa; Arthropoda; Insecta; Diptera; Culicidae. The record is from RefSeq and is a predicted model, not a curated record. Bases 1090 to 2268 code for a protein of 392 amino acids.